AUGUCGCUCGGCGGGCAGACGCCAACCAUCAUCGUCCUCAAGGAGGGUACCGAUACCUCCCAGGGCAAGGGCCAGAUCAUCUCCAACAUCAAUGCAUGCCUCGCAGUUCAAGCGACCAUCAGGUCGACGCUCGGCCCUUAUGGCGGAGACCUUUUGAUGGUGGACGAGAAUGGCAGGCAGACCAUCACCAACGACGGCGCCACCGUUAUGAAGCUUCUCGACAUUGUUCAUCCCGCUGCCCGCAUCCUCGUCGACAUCGCACGAUCCCAAGACGCCGAAGUUGGCGAUGGCACGACGGGUGUCGUCGUCCUGGCCGGUGAGAUUCUCAAGGAGGUAAAGGAGCACGUUGAGCAGGGCGUCAGUUCCCAGGUCAUUAUCAAGGCUCUGAGGAGAGCCUCGCAGUUGGCUAUCAACAAGGUCAAGGAGAUUGCCGUCAGCACCAGCGAGGGCAACCGCCGUGAGACCCUGACCAAGCUCGCUGCUACGGCCAUGACGAGCAAGCUCAUCAAGAGGAACACCGAAUUCUUCACCGAGAUGGUUGUCGAUGCUGUCCUCGCCCUCGACCAGGACGACCUCAACGAGAAGCUCAUCGGUAUCAAGAAGAUUCCCGGCGGUUCCCUUACCGAGUCGCAGUUCGUCAACGGUGUCGCCUUCAAGAAGACUUUUUCGUACGCCGGUUUCGAACAACAGCCCAAGUCGUUCAACAAGCCCAAGAUUGUUUGCCUGAACGUGGAGCUGGAGCUCAAGGCCGAGAAGGACAACGCAGAGGUGCGCGUGGAGCAGGUGUCGGAAUACCAGGCCAUCGUCGAUGCCGAGUGGCAGAUCAUCUACAAGAAGCUCGAGGCCAUCCACGCCACUGGUGCCAAGGUUGUUCUCAGCAAGCUUCCCAUCGGUGACCUUGCCACUCAGUUCUUUGCCGACCGCGACAUCUUCUGCGCCGGCCGUGUGGCCAGUGAGGACAUGGAGCGCGUGGUCCAGGCUUCGGGAGCCGUCGUGCAGUCGACGUGCUCGGACAUCCUUGCCGAGCACCUGGGCACUUGCGGCACCUUUGAGGAGAGGCAGAUUGGCGGUGAGCGCUUCAACUUUUUCGAGGACUGCCCCGAGGCCAAGACGUGCACGCUGGUGCUGCGUGGUGGUGCCGAGCAGUUCAUUGCCGAGGUGGAGAGGUCCCUGCACGACGCCAUCAUGAUUGUCAAGCGUGCGAUCCGCAACCACACGAUUGUUGCUGGCGGCGGUGCCGUCGAGAUGGAGUUGUCAGGUUACCUGCACCGCUUCGCCGACAAGAACAUUCCCCACAAGCAGCAGGCCAUCAUCAAGUCGUUUGCGCGGGCGCUCGAGGUUGUCCCCCGUCAGCUGUGCGACAAUGCCGGCUUUGACGCUACCGAUAUCCUGAACAAGCUGCGCGUGGAACACCGCAAGGGCAAGACGUGGGCCGGUGUCGACUUUGACACAGAGGGUGUGUCGGACAUGAUGAGCAAGUUUGUGUGGGAGCCGGCUCUGAUCAAGACCAAUGCCAUCCAGGCCGCCACCGAGGCCAGCUGUCUGAUCCUGGGCGUGGACGAGACGAUUCGCAACGAGGAGAGCCAGCAGCCUCAGGCGCCCGGCAAGCCCCUGCCGCCGGGUGCCGCCCAGCGAGCGGUGCGUGGUCGCGGACGUGGUAUGCCCAGGAGGUAA
Molecule: messenger RNA, 1674 nt
Organism: Geosmithia morbida
Lineage: Eukaryota; Fungi; Ascomycota; Sordariomycetes; Hypocreales; Bionectriaceae
Product: T-complex protein 1 subunit eta
Exons: 4
Coding region: 1-1674 (557 amino acids)
Biological process (GO): protein folding
Cellular component (GO): chaperonin-containing T-complex
Molecular function (GO): ATP-dependent protein folding chaperone; ATP hydrolysis activity; ATP binding
Source: RefSeq, a predicted model, not a curated record